Messenger RNA from Plasmodium gonderi, 1755 nucleotides. RefSeq lists its product as hypothetical. Gene Ontology annotation, molecular function: ubiquitin binding; ubiquitin protein ligase binding. Gene Ontology annotation, biological process: ubiquitin-dependent protein catabolic process. Gene Ontology annotation, cellular component: nucleus. The transcript has a single exon. Lineage: Eukaryota; Apicomplexa; Aconoidasida; Haemosporida; Plasmodiidae. Bases 1 to 1755 code for a protein of 584 amino acids. The record is from RefSeq and is a predicted model, not a curated record.
AUGAAAAAGGAAUUAAUACUCCUGGUGUGGAUUUGCUUCCUUUUUGCAAGAAUUAAAUUCGAAGGUUUAAAAAUAAACAGAAACGGAAGAAAGCCACUUUUUAGUUUAACCGGGUCAAGGAGAAACAGAAGCGGGAGAAAGCCACUUUUUAGUUUAACCGGGUCAAGGAGAAACAGAAGCGGGAGAAAGCCACUUUUUAGUUUAACCGAAAAAAAUGAAAAGAAGUUUAAUGCUAAUAGAGGAUCAUGUAAAAACAAUGUGACAAAUAAUACCCAUGGGAAAAAAUUAAACGAAAAAAUAGAAAACAAAUUUCUACAGUUUGAAAAUAGCAAAAGGACAUCCAUCAAUCCAUUAUUUGAUUCAAUAUGCAAACAUGUAAGUGUUAGUGAAACCUGCUUACAUAAUGUGCAGGAAUUUUUUAAUGAGAUGAAUUACAACAACCUUAGAAAUGGGAACCCCAAAAAUAAUAAACUCUUCUGUGGUGUACUUUAUGGAAAAUAUGAAAAUGAAAAAAUUGUAAAAAUUGAAAAUGUAUUUUUUUCUGUUAAUGGCCCUGGAAAAGCGUACGAUGUCCAUUAUCUUCUCGAUAGCGAAGAAAGGAAGAAAGCAGAUAAACUGGCAAAAAUGCUGAAUUUACAAGUCGUGGGAUUUCUUUAUGCUUAUCCUGACAUCGGUAUAGAUUUAAGUGUGUCUAAUAAAAAAAAAAAAAAUUUUAUAAAAAUAAAUAAGAAGAUGAAAACGCUUAAUGAUGAAGAAAACGAGUUGUUCAUACCCAUGGGAGGUAGGGAAGUUCUUCUCUCUCUCAUGUUAAUGAAGCAAACUUUAAGUCAGCAUGGGGAAUAUUCGACAGGAGGAGAAGGAAGAGGCGUUGAAGUGAGAAACGAAGGAGAAGCAGGAGGAGUAGGAGUAGGAAUGGGCGAUACAUCAGCUGAGAAGAAAAACCAUGAGGACGAGACAAACGAGUCAAACGGGUCCGAACAGGUUAAGAGAGAAGUGGAAAGAACUCCAAGUGAAAAAAAUUCUCAAAAAAGAACCAACCAUACAAGAAUGUCGACGUACGAACAAAAAAUGGGAGACCUCAAGUCAAAAGAAAGCAGUAGAAACCAGAAAGUGGAAAGGAAGAAAAAAAAAAAAAAAAAAAAAAUUCUCAACGUAAAGCCAUUUAUCACCCUUUCUGUUGGCAUGGAUAUAAACUCCAAAUCCAUAAUAGUGGAAGCGUAUGAAAUUAAUUACGAUUUGAUGAAAUUGUUAAAUAAGGACAUUAUAAAGGAUAUGGAAAAGCAGAACAGUAUAUUACAAUUUGAAAAAACGAAAGAUGAAAAAAAUAAGAAAAUAAAAAAUUUUGACAAUGAAAUAGAUCUUAUGAAUGAGUUAUAUUUAAAAUGUAAAAAUAAUAUUUUUAUUAAAAAAAUUGAACUGAAAAAAAUUGAUAUAUUAUUUUGUGUUAAUAAUGUUCCCAUAUUUUCUCACAAAAGUUUAUAUAACUCUUUUUUUCCCUAUCCAAACAAUAACAACUAUUACAGUAUCCUUCAAAAGUUUAAUAACAUGUCCAAGACAUUACAUAGAAAAGAGGAUAUGGUGAAUUUAUUUCGAGAUUUUAACUUUCUCUUUUUCUUAACCAAUAUUUUUUCCAUUCAAUAUGAUAUCCCUUCUAUUUGCAAGGCAGUGAAUAAUAUGAACAAUUCUACAAGUAUACCUGAUCAGUACAUAAACAUUUUGAAAAACUUAUCAAAAAGUGCAAAUAUGCUUCAGUGA